AUGAGUCAAGAAGAUUUAUCUAAGGAGAAAUCCGCUGAUAAGGAAGAUUCGGUCUUUUUACAAGGUCCUCAAAGAAAGUACUUAGCUGCUGAUACACUUUGGAAGCAUCGCGUUGGCUCACUUUCGUACUGGGAUGUCCUAUUGACCAUAGCGAUCAUUGUUGGUUAUGCUGCUAUAAUUCUUAAGCAGAAGUUUGUCAGUUUUGUCCCGGAAAGUUUAUAUGAAGAUGAAUCAGAUCUUUGGGAAGCCAUGGAGUACUAUAGACAGGGCAAAUUUCAUCUGUCUCCUUUAGGAGCUCUUGGAAUUCAGUUAUACUCCCUGAUCCCACGUUGUAAACCAUUGAUAAGAAUGGUCUCCUUGGCAUUUGCAUCUGCUACAUUAGGAAUCCUUUAUUUAGGUGAAAGAAGAGCCGGUAUUUCCCGCAUCUUAAGUCUUGCAAGUGUCUCCGGUAUUGGAUAUUUACCAUUAUUCCAAUUACAAGCUUCACAAAUGUGCGUUGAACCCUUGCAAUGGUUCUUCUUGUCAUUAGUAUUUUAUUUUUGGCAAAGCUUCACUUAUUACCCACAAUUCGGUUUCCGUUGGACUUUCCAUUUAAUUUUAUUGUCCGUUUCAUUGGGUUUAAGUGUAUCAACCAAAAAUUUGGGGUUUGCCACAUGGGCCUGGAUCUGUGCAUUAGCAUUACUUCAAUUCUGGAAUACCAUUGGCGAUGUUAAAUUGAGUACAUGCUUCGUUGCUAAAUAUGCAAUUUUUCAAGUCCUACUUUUGACUAUUAUCCCCACGACCAUUUUUGUUACGUCAAAUACAUUGAUGUUAAGUCAUUGGACUCAAGAUUCUCCAGAAUUCUCCAGAUUUAUGUCUUCCAAUUUCAAAUCUUUCUUGAGGGGCCCCAUUGAACAGCCUGUAGGUCUUAAUUACGGUUCAGUAGUUACUCUACGUCAUUUGGAAUCUUUAGGUGGUUACCUACACUCUCAUAACUAUACAUAUGAGACGGGUUCAUUUGAGCAACAAGUUACAUUGACUCAAGAAGAAAACGACUUUGAUAACGAGUGGAUCGUGGAGUACAAGUUCCCUGACGAGGAUAAGGUUAUGAUUAAUAAGAAGAUUCACGAUGGUGAUGAAAUUAGACUGAGACAUCGUACCACCGGUAAAUUGCUACGUGCAUCACAAGCUAAACCACCAGUCUCUUCUGAAGAAUACGAUAUGGAAAUAUCUGGUACUGGUGAUUGGUCAUAUCCAGGUGAUUCUGAUGAACUGUGGAAAAUUCGUAUUGUUAAUGGGCCUCGUCAUUCAAUCGUGAAACCACUAAAAUCCAUCAUAAAACUGCAGAAUGAUGGCCAUCCUUGUGAAUUGAUUAGCCACGAUAUAAGACUGCCAAACUGGGGAUUUAAUCAACAAGAAGUAUUAUGUGUUGACGAAGCAGCCGAAUCAAGAACCCAUUUCUAUUUCGAAACGGCUGAACCGGUGAUUCCAGGAGGUGAGGAAUACGAAUCGUUUUACUGCGAAAAGGGCCAACUCCGUUGCACGGCUGAUCUGCUAAUUGAACUGUGGCAAAGGCAAUUUAAAUAUAAUUAUUAUGAAAAAAAUAACCAACUUAUAAGCCCAUAUGUCCCCGAAACAUGGCCAUUCAACUUAUUAGGCGAUAAUUUAUCAAUCAGCAUUUGGAUUUGGGGAGCAGUAUUUCCUGUGGUCUUUGCCAUAUACCAGGCGCUAAAAUUGUUUAACUGGAAUCCAUACGGACCAGUCGCUGACGCUACACUAAAUUCCCUAUUAUUGGACAAAGUUGGUACCGAAUGUACUUUAGGUUGGUUCAUCCAUUACAAUCCUUUCUUCAGAAGCCCUCAUUUGAACUUGGAUGUGACUUUAUACAUUCCAGCUCUGCUACUCGGACAAAUUGUAGUGGCUCAAGUCAUUAAUGCUCUUUACAAAUGGAACCAAUGGACUCUAGCUGUGUUGGUAGCUUACUGUGCCGUGGUAUUCUAUACUUGA
Zygosaccharomyces rouxii is the source of this 1986-nucleotide messenger RNA. It is a transcript of the gene PMT7, whose product is annotated as putative dolichyl-phosphate-mannose--protein mannosyltransferase. Gene Ontology annotation, cellular component: membrane; endoplasmic reticulum. Lineage: Eukaryota; Fungi; Ascomycota; Saccharomycetes; Saccharomycetales; Saccharomycetaceae. Gene Ontology annotation, biological process: protein O-linked glycosylation via mannose. Bases 1 to 1986 code for a protein of 661 amino acids. The transcript has a single exon. The record is from RefSeq and is a predicted model, not a curated record. Gene Ontology annotation, molecular function: dolichyl-phosphate-mannose-protein mannosyltransferase activity.